CAUUUCUUGUACCAACCUACUCCUAACUGCAACUGAAGUUCUUUGCGGCAGGCUCCUAUGUAGACUGCUUCACCCCUCCAAGCACCUUCAGCAUGCAUGAGGAAGAAAUAUAUAGCUCUCUUCAGUGGGACAUUCCUACCUCAGAGGCCUCUCAGAAGUGUCCAUCCCCUAGCAAAUGUUCAGGAACCUGGUGUGUUGUGACAAUGAUUUUCUGUGUGGUCUGUGUGGGCUUGUUAGCAACAUCCAUUUUCCUGGGCAUCAAGUUCUUCCAGGUGUCCUCUCUUGCCAUGGAGCAGCAGGAAAGACUCAUCCAACAGGACACAGCAUUGCUGAAUCUCACACAGGGGCAGAGGACGCACACACUGCAAUUGAAAAGAUGCCAAGCCUUACUGCAGAGUUCUCUCCGAUCAGGUAGUGACUGCAGCCCUUGUCCACACAACUGGAUUCAAAAUGGAAAAAGUUGUUACUAUGUCUUUGAACGGUGGGAAACGUGGAACAGCAGUAAGAAGAAUUGUUUAGAAGUGGGUAACGGCCUCCUUCAAAUAGACAGCAAAGAAGAAAUGGAGUUUCUCAGCCACAGUGUGUGGAAGCUCAAACAAGGAGGUGAAUACUGGGUGGGAGUGUCUCAAGAUGGACUCAGUGGAUCAUGGCUCUGGGAAGAUGGCUCCUCUCCUCUCCCUGACUUGAUGCCAACAGGGAGACAGCUACCAGCCAGCCAGAUCUGUGGAUACCUUAAAGACUGGACUCUCAUCUCAGCUAAAUGCAGUAGCUGGAAAUAUUUUAUCUGUGAGAAGAAGAUGGGAUCCUGCACCUGAAAGAUACAACUCAAAGCUAUGUCUGUUACACAUGUGUUUGAAAGAGCCCAAAGAGCAAAUGUAGAAGGAGAUUGAUGUGAGACCUAUCAAGGCAAACUUGCUUUUUUAUUUACACUUGGCAAUACUCUGUAAUGCUUUAAAGAUUUCAGUUGACCUUGUCUAUUGCACCAAGCAGAAAAUUGAUUUAGAGUUACAGAAGACCCGACUCACUGAGAAAGGAGAAGAGAAAAUUAUUUCCUGUCUGUUUGAAAGUCCAAAGUGAUUAUCCAUACCAUCUAGCUGCCCUGGUGAAAGUUUUUACAGUAAUCCCUGGUUCGUACUUUUAGCAAACAAUUCUAUCUACUAUACUUACAACUGACAGAAUUUUAUUCAGGUCCAGUAAUUAUAUGUCAUAAGAUUACACACUGAGAGAAGAGAGAUGGAUUUCUAAACUGUAGUAUUACCACCAGUCAUACGCCAGGGUCCUUAGUCUCUAGGUAAAAAUGAUCAGAAUGGGGACCUCCAGUGUUGUCCCUCCUCCCCUGAGGCAAUGACCUCACAGAUAUAGAAAUGUACAGUUUCUAACCCUUGGAGCCAGGGCACUAGUGCUCCAGGGUCUGAGUGCUCAGGUCGAAGGCUCAUAGUUUUUUUAAAAUCACUACUGGCUCCAGGUCUUGGCAGCUUUUGCAACCCCUGACCUUUAGCAGCAUCAGACAGCAGUCAGUAGCAGCAAGCAGCUCCCAUUGAUGUUAUAGAUAGCUUUAGGGUGGUGUAGCAUUAACUCUGCAGUGACUACUAUGACAGUCCUGUGGUCUAGAACGAGAGAAUCUCCCAUCAGCCUUUGUUGGCUGUUAGCUCUCAGCAUAGGUUUUCUGUGAUCCUUGGUCCUAAAGACAGCAGCUGCUUGGCACUCUUCCAGGCCCCCAAGCACAUGUUUCUCCUUUCUGGUUUGCCACAGCCUUCUGUCUUUACUCAGCCUGGCUUUUCUACCUUCUCUCAUUUCUUUGACUCUACCAUUACUCAGUGUCUCUCUCUGUUUCUGCUGCCCAUCCUUUCUGCCAUGGCCCCUGUCUGGAAUUCUUCAGCUGUUCUCUCGUCUCUCGACUGCUGUCACCACCAGAGCUGCUUGCUUGCCUUUGUUACCAUCUUGUGCUUCUGCAUCCUUUCUUUGUAUUAGCAGUUCAGGCCAUUCUUCUAAGGAUGCAGUGCAAAGGAGGUGAGAAAGGACCGUUCAGGAAGUUUGUCACUGGUUCGAAUGUUGCAGUAUCAGGAGUGUCCUGGCUGACUCUAAAACUGAACCAAACAGCUCAUUUAAUAGAAGGGGGUGUGGUGAGGCUGUGUGCCCCUUCAGAGCAGUCCUUCAAGGGCUGUGUUUGCACCAAUCUCGCAUAGACUCUUGCUUACACGGGUCUUCCCUAGGGCCAUGGUUGGAAGUGCUUCCCUUCUGGCCUGAGUGAGAACAGCUGCAGGACAGGCUGGACCUUGUGCAGUUUGCCAACUCUUCUCUUGCUUAGAGUCCUGCUUUCCAUAGGCUGUUCCAGUUGUGCGAACAGUCACAACUGGAGCCUGUCUUCAGCCAUGGGGUGGUGGUAUUCUUCAACAACUAGAGGGACUUCAGAGUAAAGUGCCCAAACUGCUGGACUGUCAUGAGGACAGUCUGGCCAGAUGUUAGUAAAGAGGCUGGUUGGCUGAUAGCUUGAAUCAUUCAUUCACAGACAAUAAAAGUGUGUUUACAAUAAAUAGUUAAUAAAACCCCAGUAUAUUGCAAUUCUAAUAGCACUUACCAGUACAUACUAAAUAAAUGAACAUUCGAGAGGGUUUAACUUCUGCCCCAAAGCUGUUAGAGUCGUUGAGUCCCUCUGAUCUCAGAAGCACCAGGGCCUCUUCUGUCUAUGGCGUUGGGCUGUGCUUUUCAGACUGCAGAGUUCUGCUGGGCAAGAAACUGUUAGAAUUUCAUGUAGGUAAAGGACUCGUCUGGACAUCAGCAUGUCCCUAUGUGAAGGCGGGACCUUCCAUCCUAUUGCUCAUGGAUCAAAUGGCUCAGUCUGCACUGACAAGAUGAACAACCUAGCACUUCUAACUGCCUAUCUCCAUACUUCAACUUCUCUGCUAUAAAACUGUAAUAUGAUUUAUUUCAAAAUGCUGCUUAAGAAGGCCAUCAUGCAAACUAUAGAAAAUGAUAUUUUAGAUAGGAAAGGAUAAAUGAAAAUGCGUGCCAUCUACCAGAAGAAAAAUUAGCAAAUUAUGGUUAUCAUGUUCCCUACCUAUCAUGUGUCAUCUUUAAAUCGUACUACAUAGCAUGCUUUUAAUAAAUAUUUGCUAAAUU
Mastomys coucha (southern multimammate mouse) is the source of this 3120-nucleotide messenger RNA. RefSeq names its product C-type lectin domain containing 9A (gene Clec9a). Gene Ontology annotation, cellular component: membrane; cell surface. Gene Ontology annotation, biological process: receptor-mediated endocytosis. The record is from RefSeq and is a predicted model, not a curated record. The coding region runs from base 93 to 815 and encodes 240 amino acids. The transcript has 6 exons. NCBI's taxonomy places the organism in Eukaryota, Metazoa, Chordata, Mammalia, Rodentia, Muridae.